AUGCACGACGAUAGAGUUCUGCUUUUUUAUCUCUUUGGUCUGGUUACACGAGCAGAAAUUGCUACCGAGCCCAGCUGUCGUAUCACCAACUCAACCUCAUCUGACAGUUCUACAAUUUCUCAAACUGAACAUUAUUCGCUCCUCUUUAAUCUAUCUGGUAUGUCCAUCAACCACUGGACCGUGCCAGCUCGUCUACCGUCAAAGCCGGGCUCUCUCGACUGGUCGCGCAUCGCACCCUUGAAGUACCAGGAGCCUCCGGGUAAACAAGCGCGCCCGCUCGUAGACAUGUCAAUACGUGUCGUGGCGAAGAACAUUGGCAUUGUAUCGAAAGAGCUCCUGGAAACCAUCCCACCGCGUGUGCUCUGGCGGCUAUGGCGGUUUCUGGAGGCAAGAGGAGGCGCAUGCUUGCACGCCUGGAGAAUAUUUUCGGAAGUUCUUACGAGCGAUGACGAGGAAGACCAGGUGCUCGCCGCUCGACUCUUCGUCUGUGGAUUUUAUUACGCACAUUACCAUCUCUGGCGACUGCAUGUUUACAGCAUCAUGGCCUCAUUUCCUCAUGUGAGCGACCGCAUCGUCCGAGGUUGGUCAGACGCCCCGGAUCCGUUUCCGUUACUACGAGUCUUGAGAAUAUGGGGUGAUCAGUCAGUCACUGAAGUGUCUCUGCGGUGGGUUGCAAAGUUCCCGUCUCUGGUACUCUACGACGUUAUGGCGGGAAAGGACGAUUGGACGUCUGCAUACGAAGAAGCCGAGACGACAGGCUGGACAGUGUCUCAGCAAGUCACUAGAGCUGAGGACACGUCAAUUUUGAGAUAUCUCAUGCUCCUUGCUCCCGGCGAAGAAAUCCCUAUGAAUCGUUUCUCAGAUCUGUCCAGGGGCAUUGACGUCGAUCUUAUCAACUUGUCCAGUGACCCGCGCUGCGUGCUGAAGCGUGUGCCACACGGCGGGGCGCCGCCGCUUCUCGACUACCUCAUGGACCCAGCAAAGGUGUCUAUGCAGCAGGCCAACUUCCUUCAUAAGCCAGCGCCAAAGGAGGUGAAAUUUUGUCAUGAAACCGCCUUUGAGACAUGGGCAUUUUGGUUGUAUUCUCUGAUUGGACAGCUGUCCGGUGACCGUGAUCUUAGAAGCAGGGGCGUUAGACCAGAGGAGCAGACAGUCGCGGGACCGUUUGUGCUGCCAUCAAAACCUAUGGCAUGCCUGUUUCUCGGACACAGUGGACAGGGCGGCAUUUCCAGCAAGCCGUCGUAUAUCAGCAGAGGACUGUUUGCGACUAAGCGUUUCACAUUUACACGGCUCGAAAUCCUCAAAGGUGUUAUCCCACCAAACACAAGAGCUGCGACAGGGUCUGCAAAUACCGUGCCUGCGCCACCGCGACGACAACCGCCGUCCGUGAAGCACAAUAAGAGAAGGCGGAUGGAGGAUGUGUUGGGCUCCUUUGGGUGA
Messenger RNA from Akanthomyces muscarius, 1440 nucleotides. RefSeq lists its product as uncharacterized. Bases 1 to 1440 code for a protein of 479 amino acids. Lineage: Eukaryota; Fungi; Ascomycota; Sordariomycetes; Hypocreales; Cordycipitaceae. The record is from RefSeq and is a predicted model, not a curated record. The transcript is spliced from 8 exons.